Aspergillus glaucus CBS 516.65 is the source of this 1488-nucleotide messenger RNA. RefSeq names its product cation:proton antiporter. Gene Ontology annotation, cellular component: membrane. Gene Ontology annotation, molecular function: antiporter activity. Lineage: Eukaryota; Fungi; Ascomycota; Eurotiomycetes; Eurotiales; Aspergillaceae. The record is from RefSeq and is a predicted model, not a curated record. Gene Ontology annotation, biological process: proton transmembrane transport. Bases 1 to 1488 code for a protein of 495 amino acids. The transcript is spliced from 6 exons.
AUGGCUGGCGGAUUUCUUCCUUACCACGAGCCUAGCAUCGUGGAAAUCCUGGUUAUCAUCUCAUUUUUCUUCAUCCUCUGCUUGGCAGAAUGGCUUUCUGCCAAAGUUAUCCGAGCCGGGAUUAUUGGCAAUAUCGCAGUGGGCAUCAUUUACGGUGUGCCGCUGGCCAAUAUCCUGGAAGUCAAUUGGCAAAAGACCUUCCUGGCGCUGGGAUAUAUCGGAUUGAUCUUGAUUAUCUUCGAAGGUGGUCUUGCCGCUCGACUAGAUCUUCUCAAGAAGAAUCUCGUGUUGAGUAAUCUGGCUGCUACGACCGGUGUUUGUUUUCCGAUUGGGCUUUCGUAUCUAUUGUUGUAUCUGGGAUAUGGCUAUGGUGCCGUCGAAACAUUCAUCAUUGGCGCUGCGCUGUCGGCUACGUCUUUGGGCACGACAUUUGCCGUGAUCUCAUCGGCCUCCAAGACCAUCGAUCUUGGCCAAACUCGAGUGGGCUCAGUGCUCGUGAGCGCAGCGGUUAUUGAUGAUGUCUCUGGACUUGUCAUGUCUAGUGUAAUUGGCGACCUGAGCAAGCUCUCAGGGGACGGAGACGUCAAUCUCGGCUGGCUCAUCGGGCGUCCCAUAGUAGCCUCCAUCGCCAUGACGAUAGUCACGCCCAUCGUCACAAAGUACUUAUUCGCACCCGUCUUCCGAAAAUACGUCGAGUACCACUUCGCGCGUUACGACCACAUCUCGAACAUCGUGCUGAUGGUCCUAGUCCUGUGCGCAUUCAUCAGCAUUGCCUCGUACACUGGGACAUCGAUUCUAUUCGGUGCUUUCCUGGCCGGCACAUUCCUCACUUAUCUUCCUAGCAAGCAUCCUGAUGGACCGUUUAUUGUGACGAGCCGGGAAGAGGGCGAGAGGGAGGCGGAUAAGAGCCCGACUUUUGUGCAUACGUUUGAGGCUUAUCUGCUAGGUGUGCAGGAGUAUUUGAUGGCGCCUCUUUUCUUUGCGAGUAUUGGUUUUGCGAUUCCUUUUGUGCAGCUUUGGACGGGGAAGCGCAUCUGGAGAGGGGUGCUGUAUACGCUGCUCAUGGCGUUUGCGAAGCUCAUCGUUGGAAUAUGGGUUCCAUUAUGGGAGGUUCUCGCGCACUUAUUCACCAAAGAAAAGUCCGAGCCUCAACCAUCCCGCCGGGCCAAAGAAACCGAAGAUACAGAGCACGGCCCUUCGCCCCCAACCGAGGACAACCGCAAAUCCCACGCAACCUGGCUCUCAGCUCUCCUCCUGGGUUCAGCAAUGGUAGCCCGAGGCGAAAUCGGCCUCUUGAUCAUCGAGAUCGGAUACAACUCGACCUCGUAUGUCAGCGAGGAGGGCUUCAUUACGGGUGUAUGGGCUAUUCUGCUCAACACGAUUAUCGGUCCUAUUACUGUUGGUGUGCUGAUGAAGUUGUAUGGGAAGCAUAUUGGAGAGGGGAGAUGGGGAUUGCAGGAUCAGAUCGUGUAUGGGCAGAGGGAAUGA